This is a messenger RNA of Capsicum annuum, 405 nucleotides long. RefSeq lists its product as uncharacterized. The coding region runs from base 1 to 405 and encodes 134 amino acids. NCBI's taxonomy places the organism in Eukaryota, Viridiplantae, Streptophyta, Magnoliopsida, Solanales, Solanaceae. Gene Ontology annotation, molecular function: zinc ion binding. The transcript has a single exon. The record is from RefSeq and is a predicted model, not a curated record.
AUGAUCUCAAACAUCGUUGAGUCGCUCAACUCAAUGUUGUACGAUGAAAGAGAGUAUCCAGUGGUGGCCAUUUUCAAUUCAAUUGCACAUAAAUUUGGAGAAAUAUUCCGGAAGAGGUAUGCGGAGGUGGACAAUUCAAAGACUACCUUCAUUCCCGUAGCUGAGAUGAUCUUGAGGGAAAACAUGACCAAGGGGGACAAAUUAUAUGUGAACAACAUAAACAGAAGCACCGACGAAUUCAUCGUGCUUGGCUACAGUCGUUCCACAAAAGUUAAUCUUUCGAGACAGUCAUGUUCUUGCAAAAAGUACGACUUGGUGAAAUUGCCAUGCGCUCAUGCAAUGGAUGCGUUGCGUUUGAAGCAAGGGGACAAACACGGCACUAGCAUUUACAACUACUCUUUGUAA